Molecule: messenger RNA, 3386 nt
Organism: Cydia fagiglandana
Lineage: Eukaryota; Metazoa; Arthropoda; Insecta; Lepidoptera; Tortricidae
Exons: 2
Coding region: 447-1904 (485 amino acids)
Source: RefSeq, a predicted model, not a curated record
GCUGCCUGACAGCCAAAAACGUAUUAGGGGCCGGAAUUUGUGGUUCGGCAAUCCCCUGCGCACGUAAAUGGUUCAAAUUUUCAGGCUGCGCAUACAGUAUCCGGGCUUGGUUCAUGUUGAAACCAGAACGUACGUAGGCAUCCAGCAUGGCAACGUAUUCCACGUUGGAAUACUCAUAAUUACGAUCCAUUUUUUUACACACAGAAUCUUAUACGAGUGAAAUUCGUUAGCAUUCGCUUGUAACAAUAACAUUUGGCAUUGACACCAAACAUUGACUUAUCAACUAUUAGACCGAUGACAUCAAGUGAGGAGAAAAACUGCCGUUUUAUCCCGCCAGGUAUCGCACAAUCGACACUGCUUAACCUCAACUUGUCAUCUGUCAAAUCCUAUACAUUUUUUGUUAAUUACAUCGUGAGAUUACAAUUAUUGGGUAAUAUCUUAUUAAAAUGGCCCUGUGUAGUGCUUUAGACUGCAAAAAUAAAGGCGUUCACGCUUUCCCUAAAGACCCAAAGCGUAGAAAGGCUUGGGAGAAAGCGUUAAGAAUCAAAAACUUUAAAGCAAAAGACUCAUCGCGAUUAUGUUCCAUGCAUUUUACAUCAGAUGACUAUUACGGACAAAGUAUAUACACAAAUUACGAGCCGAAAGCGAGAUUCUUGAAGAAAACUGCUGUACCUUCAAUAUUUUCAUUCAACAUUUCAAGAUUAGAUACAGCAAGUGCAACAGCCCGUCAGCAGCGACUUGAGAUGAGGUCUCAGAAAAAGUUACGGUUUGAAGAGACUGUGACCCCAUCAACAAGCCACCAACCAUCAAUUAAUGAAGAAAGAAUGGUGCCCCACUCCAUGGACGUAGAAGAAACUGUAACUCCAACAUCAAUAAAUCAAGAAAGUACAGUGCCAAUCUUCAUAGACGUUGCUAGUGAAAUAGAAAUCAGUGCGAAUAUAAAUGAUUUUACAGUACCUAUUUUAAAUAAUCCUAAAUUCUCAUCUAAAGAGACGCAAAUUGACAUGGAACAUGUAUUUGGAACAAUACAUAGAUUCAAAAAUGAUGAUAAAGCAAUUCAAUUUUAUACAGGCUUCGAGUCUUACCGGAAGUUCUUUUUUGUUUACUCAACUUUGAGUCCUAUGGCCCAUAAAAUACAGUAUUAUGGUAGUUCUGUUAUUUUGCUCAGUACUGAAGAUCAGUUCUUUUUAACAAUAAUGAAAUUAAGACAAAAUAAAUGUAUUUUUGAACUAAGCAGAUUUUUUAAUGUAAGUACUACAACAGUGUCAAAUAUAUUUAUUACCUGGAUAAAUUUCAUGUAUCAACUAUGGAUAAAACUCGACACAUGGCCAAGCAAAGACUUGGUACAUUAUUAUAUGCCGGAACAUUUUAAAAAUUAUAAUGCGAAUAUAAGGGUGAUUUUAGAUGGGACCGAAUUUCAUGUACAGAAACCUAAAAACCCAACGUCUCAACAAGCGUCAUGGAGUAGCUACAAGCAUGCAAAUACUCUUAAAGUUCUUGUUGGAGGAACACCGGGGGGAUUGUUAUCAUACUGCUCUCCUGCAUAUGCUGGGUCGGUCAGUGACAGGCAAACAGUGGAGAGAAGUAAUUUAAUUAGUAAAUGUGAAAGUGGUGACUGCAUUUUAGCAGAUCGGGGAUUUAAUAUUCAGGACAUGUUUGCACACAAAAAUGUUGCUGUAAAUAUACCUACUUUUUUAAAGGGCAAAACACAGUUACCAGGUUUAACAGUGUUAAAAGAUAGGAAUCUAGCUAGUAAAAGAGUGCACAUUGAACGCUUAAUUGGCCUCACUAAAACAUAUAAGAUUUUAAAAAGUGAUCUGGAUCACAGUUACAUUCCAAUUGCAGGUAAAAUAUUUUUUAUAUGUACUAUGUGUUGUAAUUUUAGAGAAAGCAUAAUGAAAUAAGCAUAAUCGAAUAGAACACAACGAGUGGUUAUUAAUGGAACUCAAUCUGCCGGCUCCCCAGUAGCACUUGGAGUGCCUCAAGGCUCAAUACUUGGCCCGUUUCUGUUCUUGGUUUACAUUAAUGAUCUACCGAAACUUGUGCAAGAUAAACAUGAUAUAGUCUUGUUUGCUGAUGACACAUCUCUGUUGUUCAAGGUAGACAGAAAAGCAAUUAACUACGACAGUAUUAACAAUGCACUAUCCACCGUAGUUAACUGGUUUACGACAAAUAACCUUUACAUCUCUAUGUGACAGUAAUGUAUAGUUAUUAAUUAGGUUGUGACGACAUGUAUGUAAUCAUACAAAAUAAGCACAAAAUGUGAAGUCUCACCAGCCUAAACGUGUUUAGCUUUUAUUAUAAAUAGAGCCCGCCAGCUUGAACAUGUCAUGCUCGCUGAAAAGUCUUUGCUUAUGGUGGCGACGUUGAUCGGGUCGCCACUUUCCCAAAGAAAGGUUGAGGGAGGCGAUGGCUGAGAUACGCGUCAUACUCGUGAACGGGUGCUGUUUGUGAAGACUGGUCUGUUUUAGCUUACUGUGGUUCCAUAUUUAUGUAGUAACACAUUAUGAAUAUAUUGAGAUUAAUUUGGCGUGGAGAGACAUUUCAUUCGGUGCUAGUUAUACAUAAUUUUAUCUUUAGUUUUUAUCUAGAAUAUAGGACACUUGGAGACCUUUUACAUCUCUAAGGGUUUUUUUUUUUUUUUAGAAUAGAAGUCAUUUAUUGUUUACCGUGUACAAUAAGGUGGAAUACAAUGUUAUACACAUACAGUCACAACGGCAACCCAUAUCGGGUAUACAAUAUUACAUUUUCAACUUAACUAAUACUUACUUAAUUUAACUAAAACUACAUAUUUGUUAACAUGCUAGUUGGUCUCAUACAUAAAGUAUUCAUGCAAAUUAUAAAAAACACGAUCAAUCAACCAUCCCUUUAGCUGUAGUUAAUAAUACAAUUCUGUAAGUUUGAUUUCAUUCUAAAAGAGAAUAAUCUCUUUUUAAAUUUGUAAUUUAUGGUAAAGGACACAGUUCAGGGAAGAAAGUAUAUCAAACGGUAAGCAAAGCACCUACUUAAAUUUUUGCAGUUUAAUUUCACUCUUUUAUUUUUUUGGCGCGUUCUUUGUUGAUAGCUGUGAUUUGUCUCUUAAAGUAGUUUGAUAUGUUUUCUCACAGAACAGUGAAAGUAUCUUAAUAUAGUCUUUAAGUAUCAUUGUACUGUUUUGAAAAAAUAAGUCCCGCCGAGUUUCUUGGCCGGUUCUUCUCGGGUCAGAGGUGUAGGGUGGAAUCGGUGGUAGAUUUAGGUUCAUUUUCUUUUUUUUCUGUUUAGUACGACGUGUAAAAGUGCCCUUGUGGCCUACUUACUGAAUAAAUUUUAUUUUAUUUUUAUUUUUAUUUUAUAAAUAAUUGUGUUAAGUUUAGUUGACACGGAAAAUAAAUAAAACAAAAAUAUUA